AUGUAUUCAUCCGUUGAAAUUGAAAAACAUGAGGCCGGUAUACCAGAAACAAUAGAAUUCUACAAUAGCACAAAAUUCGAUGUAGAUAUAACCGACCAAAUGGCCAGAAAAGAAGAGCUUGCCACCGAAUAUCAGGAAGAACAACCGAAGGAACAGCAAAAAUCACAAAUAUAUAAACUACAGAUUCAUGAUUGGGAGAAAUGCCAGAUAAGAUUUUGCAAAGGCAAUAAGACGAACAAAAUCUAUUUAAAAUGUGAAAAAUACGUAUAUGGUAAAUGUACAAUCGAGAAUCCUAUAAUUUAUAAAAAAAUAUUUCGUUCACUAUCUAGUUGUUUAUAAUCUUCAUUCUAUAUUAAGAAAUCUGUUUUUUUUUUUUUUUUUAAAGUGGUCAUAUGA
This is a messenger RNA of Heterotrigona itama, 396 nucleotides long. Lineage: Eukaryota; Metazoa; Arthropoda; Insecta; Hymenoptera; Apidae. The record is from the annotation of a GenBank genome assembly.